This is a messenger RNA of Parascedosporium putredinis, 1857 nucleotides long. Lineage: Eukaryota; Fungi; Ascomycota; Sordariomycetes; Microascales; Microascaceae. The record is from the annotation of a GenBank genome assembly.
AUGAGUACUCUAAAUAACUUACCGGUCGUUGGAGUCAAGGUCACCCCAACCCCAGAUGGGUCGGUGCCCUUGAGGCGUGAGAUUAGGGAGCUCCAAGAGCGGUUUCCCGAGCAGUUUAGUAUCUUCAUCUUGGCUAUGCGGGCUCUUCAAGCCAAAGACAAGAACGAUCCAACUUCUUUCCAGUUUGGGGGAUACUGCACCCACUCCUCCAUUCUCUUUCUCACAUGGCACCGGCCUUACUUGGCCCUCCUGGAGCAAUCACUUUCCGCUACUGCGCAAACUAUUGCCUCACAGUACCCCGAGAAUAUCCGCAGUCGUUAUGUCGAGGCAGCCAAGCAACUUCGCCUUCCCUACUUCGAUUGGGCAACCCGCGUUCGGGAGCCUGCGCCAUCGCUCCCUAAUUCCAUCGCCCAGGCUCGGAUCAGCAUCGUCGAUAUUGACGGCCGCCAGAAGACCAUUGACAACCCGUUGUUUUCCUUCAAUAUCUCUCAGGUGCAGCCGGAUCGGGGAGACCUGGCUGGGACGCUGAUCGAGCAGGAACUUGACAACGAAUCGGCUUCCCUCCGUCAGGAACUCUCGCUACUCUUGCUCUCCGUCACCGAUUAUGACGACUUCUCCAAUAGCACCUGGCGCACCGGCGGCCGCCUCCGUGCUACCACCAGCCUCGAGAGCGUCCACGACGACAUCCACGGCCGCGCGGGCGGCAGCCGGGGCCACAUGUCCUCGCUGGACGUCUCUGCCAUGGACCCCAUCUUCUGGCUGCACCACUGCAACGUCGACAGGGUCUGGGCCAUGUGGCAAGAUCUCAACCCCGACGAGUUCAUGUCUGCGCGCCCGGCCCCAUUCACCAACUUCACGGUCCAGGCCGGCGCCAUCGAGGACGAAAAGUCGCCCCUUAGCCCGUUUUGGGACGAGACGGGCACGCGGUUCUGGACCUCGGACAGGGUCAAGAGCACCAUCACGUUUGGUUACGCCUACCCUGAAACCCAGCGCUGGGGCUACGCCACGCUCGCGGCGUACCAGCAGGCCAUGCGCCGGACGAUUGCGAGCCUUUACGGUAGUAACCCAUUCCUCAACUUUGCCCAGACCAUCGCUCCCAAGGACGUUGCGGCGGAGAGACCAACUUUUGAGUCACUCGCCGCAAACCCAUCAUCUAUGAUGGGCGUGCGUUCCCUGGCUGCCAACGUCAAAUUGGCCGCAAGGAGCGUUCCCGCCCAGGUGCCACUGGGCGAAGAGCCCAAGGCCGCCGAGAACAACAUCAGGCUUGCCGCAGUCGAGGACCACAAAGAAGCCCCUCAACCUCCGGCGGAAGCACCCAAGGCUCCUUCUACCGCACCUGCAGCCCAGGAGGCAACCCCUCCGCCACCCCAGAACCCUAUUCAAAAGGGAAAUCUUUCAGACCCGAUUCCCGAUGAUAUGAAGCGUCUGUGCCCUGGUGGUCAUUACACCGACUGGGUUGUCAAUGUACGUGCUCAGAAACACGGGUUGGGCCAGACAUUCCGCAUCAUCGUCUUCCUUGGCGACUUCAGCCCGGACGCCGCUGACUGGGCGGGCAACGCCGAAUAUAACACCGUGGGUCGUGUCACGAUGCUAGGACGCAGCUCGGAGACGCAGUGUGGCAACCUCAAGCCCGAAGACGUGGUGCCGCACCUCAAGACGGAUCUUCAUUGGCGAGCCAAGGUUUUCGAGGGGACCGAGUUCCCCAUCGAUCAGAUUCCAGGUUUGAAAGUGAGCGUCUGCUCGAUGCCCGUGACCCUUGGCGAUGACGGUGUGCCUGUCUUCUCGGGAGAGUACACCGUCCACCCGGAGGCAACAGCAGGCAAGGCCGGUGGCCUUGAAGGGGCCGACGAGUGGUAA